Molecule: messenger RNA, 1648 nt
Organism: Drosophila simulans
Lineage: Eukaryota; Metazoa; Arthropoda; Insecta; Diptera; Drosophilidae
Product: heat shock protein 22
Exons: 1
Coding region: 189-842 (217 amino acids)
Biological process (GO): response to heat; protein refolding
Molecular function (GO): protein folding chaperone
Source: RefSeq, a predicted model, not a curated record
GGUGCCAGGUACAGUUGUGCAGCUCCAAGUUCCGGCGAUUACCAUAACCUCAUCCACUCAGUUAGCUUGUAAGAGUCGAACCGGGCGGAGGGCAACGGUUUUUUUGGCCACAUAAGCCAAAAAUUAACACGCUUGCUCCGUGUGUCCAACGAAACGGAGACCGUGCAUCGGGAUCCGGAGGCGCAGGCAUGCCCAUCCACUGGGACUGGGAUUGGGAGCAUGAUCACGAGCAUGGUCACCACCACUGGCAACCGCCACGUCGCCACUGGUCCACCGGGGAGUCCAAGUGCCGGCAGAGGCACUACUAUCUCUCCCACGACCUGGACGUAUGUGCGCGGGACUUCCACUUGCGGAUGGACGACAGUGCCUGGUGCCAUGGAUCCUGUCUGGUUGGGCGAGUAGUCAUUGAGACCGGCACCGAACCGGACUCCCUGGGCCGGGGCACCUUCAAGGUGGUGCUGGACGUGCACCACUUCCAGAUCUCCGAGCUCACGGUGAAGGCCAGGAACAGCGACACUGUGUGCGUGGAGGGCAAGCAGGCGGAUGACCGGGCGGAGAAGGGUCAGUUGUGCAUCACUCGCGAGUUCACGCGAUCCUACAAGCUACCACGACACUACGAUGCCACCCAGGCACGGGCCACCUUCUCUGCGGAUGGAAUACUGAUGAUUACGGUGCCAGCACCACCGAAACUGGACGACGUGGAGCGCGAGAUCGAGAUUGAGCCCACGGGCAAUUACUUUGGCAGCGUGUCCGAUCCCACGGCGCCCAAGGCUAUCGAGCAGGCGGAUGUGGACGGCGAUGGUGGAGAGGCUAAUCCUGCUGGCACGGCGAUGGACAAAUGAAGCCGGCGACGUCUGGCGGUUGCGCGGCGGUUCCGCUUCCUCAUCCCAAAGUGGAGGCGGAAGCCCAAAUGCGUUUAGGCCGCCAGAGGCAGUCGAUCGGCCGGAGGGCAGUUGGAGUAUUUCAGGCGGAGAAGAAGGCGGAGCACAUUCCAGUCACCUGGCGCACAUGCACGAAAACCAUAGUCACUCGGAUUGUUCCUGGGUUCCAACUUAGAUAGCACGUAGUCCUUCGUUUGAAACGUGAGCAAAUAUGGCGAAGUCAACAUUUUGUAGAAUUUUCUUAAGAUAGCUUCAAUUUAAGAGUUGAUAUCCGCUUGUGAUUUUGUUUUACGCCAAUAAAGGACUUUAUCAGAAAAUGGGAGAGAGCUUUAAAUAUUUCCAGAUUUUCCGAAGAAAUGAUUUAACAGCUUUUAUCUUAUUAUUCAUGCAAAGGUUAUUUUUUUACUUAUUACUAUUUUUUGCACUGGCUGUUCAUUUUCUUCGAGCUUAAUUAUUAAAUAUUAUAGAGAUGAACAUUUCACUAGAAAAUAUACUUACAUUUAAUGAAUUUUAAAUCAAAUCGGAUUAGGGAAUUUAAAGAUAACACAGCUUCAUUCUACCGAGUUGUUAUUUCAAGUACAAUCCGAAUGAAAAUAUCCUCCAGCUAAUCGGGAAAACAAUCCCAAAAUCAGGGAUAAAUCAUGCCUUUGGGAAUACGGCAGCUCGAAUUCAAAACCCAAGCGAAUUGGAUUUUUCGCUGCUCUUAACUUUCCUGUCACGCAGCUUUUGAUUAGCGUCAAAUUUGAAUAAAAUUCACUAACACCUUU